Messenger RNA from Phytophthora infestans T30-4, 1578 nucleotides. RefSeq lists its product as uncharacterized. Bases 1 to 1578 code for a protein of 525 amino acids. NCBI's taxonomy places the organism in Eukaryota, Oomycota, Peronosporomycetes, Peronosporales, Peronosporaceae. The transcript has 3 exons. The record is from RefSeq and is a predicted model, not a curated record.
AUGCCCCGCGCUUCCAGCACUCGCACGACGCCCCGCAAGGAUGUCGACCAGCGGUUCGUCUUCCUCGAUCUCGACUCGCUCCUCUGCGCCGUACGCAGCCACGUUCUAACCCACGAGAAUCAGUUCCACAAGGAGCUCGCCAGCUUCUCCAGUGACGUUGCACUAUGCCCCAACAACCUCACCGUCCUAUUAAACGACCAGCACCCGAGUCGUAUCCAAUGCUGGAGAGGAACCUACUGCAAUCCCAACGCAGCCGAGGCCAAAGCCCUCGAGGGUGUGCGCAGUGACGGCGGCACGAAGAUCAGCUGGAAGCUCACACAGAAAGGGACGUCGCAGCAUCCGACACUCGAAAAGAUGCUCAAACGCCACUUGACCCCCACGAACGGCGCUAAAAAGACGCUAGUUCUAGCCACAGGAGCCCUCACCAAAGGUCUAAAGAGCUGUGUCGACGCCUACUUAAAAGCGCACUGGCACGUGCAGCUCGUGACUCUCGACUCGUGUUACACGAAAAGCGACUGUAAAGUUACAGAAGUCGACGGGUUUGACGUCAAAAUAGUGGACAAAUACCUCCAAAAGCUGCUAACAGCGAGCCAUUGCGGAGCCCCGAGCUUUGAGCGCAAAGUGAGUUCCCCCACACUGCGCACGAUGCUUGGACAGGAAUUGAGCGAUAUCGAACGUCGUAAAGCGAGGUUAGCAAACCUCCCGACCGGAAAAUACGCAAUGGGCAAUCGCCAACGUCACGUUUUCAUGAAUCUUGACAAUAUCGCAGGUGCUGUGUGUAAUAGUCAAUGGCUGUAUCAACGGAUUGCCGGCGCUAGCAGCGGCUACGACGUGCGGCUGAAUUUUCGGGCUUUGACAGAACGUGUAUGUGGAUCGAAAGAAAGUCAGGUGGUGCGCCGACUGGCGUCGUAUCGGAAAAUGCCUCGAGAAUUGGCAUUGCCUCUGCAAGAGUUUGACUGGGAGAUACACGCUUUGAGUCAAAGCUGCAGCGGGAACAAAGGACUGUACUAUGUGUUGUUGGACUUGCUGGAGACUGCGGGCUCGAGCAAACGCAAGAAUACACUUGUGUUGGUUAUGGGCGAUGGAGCACUUGGAGGCAGCGGAAUGGAGCAGAAAGAAGCGACCAAAGAGUUGUUAAAGAAGUUCCUGGAGAAGAACUGGUCUGUGGAGAUCCACUCAUGGCUACACGCUCUGAACGACUGGUUUAUGGACAUUCAAGAGCAGUAUCCGUACCGUGUAGCCGUGAAACCUUUGGACGACGCUAUACACGACUUAAUUUACCUGAAACAAGACGAGGAAGACGUGUGGGUGGAGCCAGUGUGGCCUGGUAGUCAUCGAGAAGUUGAGGCAACUCUAACGAGCUCUCCAGUACCGCCAUCGCCACCUCAGUCAGCGUGGGGAACGACUGCGAUCCCAACGUUGUCGUUAUUUCCUAGCACACCCUUUCUGACAAUGGAGCAGAAAUUGGAGCAGCAAAUGAGGCUGGAAGAUGAGCGGAAAGAUCUACGCGAACGUCUGCGUAAGAACCAGGAGGCACUGGAUGCUCUCGAGUUGGAAUCAAGAAGAACUGCAACUUAA